Molecule: messenger RNA, 2280 nt
Organism: Pygoscelis adeliae (Adelie penguin)
Lineage: Eukaryota; Metazoa; Chordata; Aves; Sphenisciformes; Spheniscidae
Gene: SGCG
Product: sarcoglycan, gamma (35kDa dystrophin-associated glycoprotein)
Exons: 9
Coding region: 239-1114 (291 amino acids)
Biological process (GO): heart contraction; cardiac muscle tissue development
Cellular component (GO): sarcolemma; sarcoglycan complex
Source: RefSeq, a predicted model, not a curated record
CCGCCAGGACGAGGGAAGGAGGCGCUGCCUGCGGGGAGGAAGCUGGAUGAAGAUUUGUGCCUCAGGGCGGGUUGGCCUGUCCCUCGGGCAUGAAGGGGGCCGCGGGGACUCUGCCCUGCCCUGGAGCCGAGCGGGGACAUCAGGAAGACAGCUGCCUUCAGAUGAUUGAGAACUCACUGACAGUUGCUCUUGCUUCAGUCCUACUUCAUGAGAACUUCAGAAGAUACUAACUGAGCAGAUGGUACGUGAACAAUACACUACAACAACACCAGGCACUAGCCUAGAGAGGCCGAAGAAUGAAUAUGUCUACAAAAUUGGAAUUUAUGGCUGGAGAAAGCGUUGCCUCUACCUGUUUGUUCUCCUCCUGCUUAUCAUCCUAGUUGUGAAUUUUUCUUUGACAAUUUGGAUUCUUAAAGUGAUGUGGUUUUCCCCAACUGGAAUGGGACACCUGCGUGUUACAAAAGAAGGCCUUCGUCUGGAAGGGGAGUCAGAAUUCUUAUUCCCUCUUUAUGCCAAAGAAAUCCAUUCUCGAGUGGACUCAUCACUGCUUCUCCAGUCGACCCACAAUGUGACUGUGAAUGCUCGCAAUUCAAAUGGGGAAGUCACAGGCAGAUUAAAUGUGGGUCCUAAAAUGGUAGAAUUCCAUGGUCAACAAUUUCAGAUCAACUCAAAGGAUGGCAAGCCACUUUUUACAGUGGAUGAAAAUGAGGUUGUGAUUGGCACAGAUAAACUUCGAGUCACAGGGCCUGAAGGAGCACUUUUUGAACACUCUGUAGAAACACCACUUGUGAAGGCAGAAGCUUUUAAACAGCUUAGGCUGGAAUCACCGACUCGGUCUUUGAGCAUGGAUGCACCACGAGGAAUUAAUAUCAACGCGCAAGCUGGGAAUAUUGAAGCUCUUUCCCAGAUGGAUAUCAAACUACACAGCAGCGAUGGUGUGCUUUUGCUCGAUGCUGAAACUGUGCGACUGCCCAAAUUGCCUGAGGGUACAAGGGGUGGAUCCAGUAUUUCUCAGGGGCUUUACGAAAUCUGCGUGUGUCCGGAUGGAAAGCUCUACUUGUCAGUGGCCGGCGUGGGCUCCACUUGCCAAGAAUACAGCCGUGUCUGCCAGUGAGGCACCAGAAAAGGCCACACACUCCCUUGCUAGUCUGAGUUUUAUAUUAUUGCUAAAAAGCAUUACCGAAAGCAGAAUUUUCAGAAUUUUAAAAACAAAGUACUUCAGUUUAGGAAACAAAUCUGUAGCUACAAUUCUGGGCUACAGAGUGAAAGGGGAAGAAGAGCACAAAUGACAUUUCAACUUCAGAAGAAUGACUUGGAUAAAAUUUUAUGUUCUGUCGAUAACACUUUGAAAACAGCCUUACAGAAAGCAUAAAAAAAAUAAAAGGAAUAUGUUUCCUUGCUGAACUAUUAUUCAGUCAGAUGAUUAUGUCAUUGUUAAUAUUUUUGAGCUCCAUGGUUUUUUUUCUCUCACAACAUGUAAACACUUAAUUGCAUUAGUGGGUGAAAUUAAAUUGAGGGAACUACUUGAACUAUUUGCUAAGACAAAGCAUUAUUUGGGGAAUUCAGAAAGUGCCAGCAAAUGGUCUAUGCAAUUUUGUUCUUGCAAUAACACAAGAUACAAAAAAUGUGGUAUUUGUAUCAGUUCUGUGUAAAAGUUGUUAAUUAGCUAAUAGCUUUCUAUUUUAAUUUGGCAACAUAUAUGCUGAUUUGCUUAGUACUGAUUCAUAUAAAAAUAACUAAUACAAAAAGCUCCAAGAGUCAUUUACACCUCCCUGUGUCUCAAAUCUGUUCACUAUACAACAGAGAAAUAUGUUAGUAUAUUUUCUAAUAGCAAUAGUUUGUUGUACUGCCUGUACCAUUGUACUCAUUUAAACCUUUUUAUAUUUUAGGACAUGCUAAUUCAACAAAGCAAUUUGCUCUGCCAGCUGGACUAGUAAAAAGAAAAAAAUCCUUAAUGUGGUUCCAGAUUGUCUGACACAAGGACCUGUUUGGGCGGUGGGAAAAAAAUCCUUUUUUGCAGCCCACAGAAUUCAAUUGAGAGGACUAUUUCAUUUCCAUCUGCAGCUGUUGACUGAUACUUCUGGUCCUGUCAGAGUGGGACUCCAUCACAAAGGCAGAGAGUAAAACUACUCUUAUUACUUUUUACAUUAGGACUUUGGAUACAAAGUAAAUGCUCACCAGAGUUGACAAACCAUUUAUUGACCUUGUAGAGAAACACCACUGCAGACCCAUUCCCCUGUACAGUGUUGCACUGAACACAAAUAAAUCGUUUGCACACCU